GUUUUACUAGCUAGCCAGCCAGCUAACGCUAGCUCAGGUCCCAGUUGUUCAUCAGGACUGCGCUUAAUCCGUUGCAUUUGAAGACUGUCUCAGUAGGAUUAAGCUUAAAUGAUGGGAUCAUUCGCUGCUUUUUGAGGAAGACUUAUUUCUAUGUUUUGACAGCCGAACACAAACUAUGCCGCUCCAGUUGCAGCCGCGAAUUCGUCCUUUCACCACGCUGUAAGCGCUACUCACAUUGCUUGACCUACGUGUGACCAGUUCUGUAGGAGCAGCUGCCACCACCAGAAUUAACUGAGCCACCGAUAUGACCUCUUAGUCGAUCCAUGUUAGUCCGUCCCCUGAGCGCAGUGGGCUCUGCUCAGACUGUUGUUAGUCUAUGGAGACUCUGGCAUCAGCCCAGGUGUUCAUGGUUGGUCAGUCACUCAUGCCAGCGACAGCUCCAGUGCCACACCACCAGUAAAAAACACUCCACCUAUAGCUGGAACGAGUGGAGGCGUCCCGGAGUAUUACCCAACGCCGCUCCCCGAGGGGGUUUUCAUCUCUCUGCUGGGCGAAUGGACCGCUCUGAUAAAGAACCUCCUCUUAAAAGGAGGAAAAGCGCUGAGGAUAAGGGCACAGGUGAACAGGUGAAGUUGCAGCACAGCUCUAAGCGCUCAGCUCAGAGAGAACAUAGGGAGGCGAGUCCGUCAUGGCUGAGGAACGUCAUCGGUGUACCACUCACUCCUGGGAAAUUCCCACCAAGCCCUGAGAGUAAAGCAGAACUGAGGAGACACUGGGAGGACCUCUCUGUUUUCUAUGACUGUGAGCCACAGUCGGACGGCAGCUUGUGUGAGAAGACCUUUGACUUUUCUGUGAUGUCCUACAAUAUCCUCUCCCAAGAGCUGCUCCUUAGCAAUGCUUACCUUUACAAACACUGUAACCCGCGCAUACUGGAGUGGAGACACAGGUUCACCAACAUAAUCAAAGAGCUGGAACAAUACAGUGCAGAUAUUAUGUGUCUUCAAGAGGUGCAAGAAGAUCACUACCAAAGGCAGAUCAAGCCCAGGCUGGAGUCUCUAGGCUACCACUGUGAGUACAAAAGGCGAACAGGCCGAAAGCCUGACGGCUGUGCUGUGGUCUUCAAGCGCAACCGCUUCUCCCUACUGUCCUGUCACACUGUAGAAUAUUUCCGGCGAGGAAUUCCUCUGUUGGACCGAGACAAUGUAGGUCUGAUCCUUCUUCUCCAGCCUGUGGGGCCCUCGGGCUCGGCCUGUCGCGUCUGCGUGGCCAACACGCACCUGCUGUACAACCCCAGGCGUGGAGACAUCAAGCUUGCCCAGCUGGCCAUGCUGCUAGCGGAGAUUAACCGUGUGGCCCAGCUAGCUGACGGCCGCACCUGUCCUGUGUUGCUGUGUGGGGACUUUAACUCGGUGCCCUGGUCUCCUCUCUACAGCUUCAUUAAAGAAAGCCAGCUGGAGUACGUGGGCAUGCCCAUCGGGAAGGUGUCAGGACAAGAAGAAAGCUCUAGAGGGCAGCGUAUCCUCACUGCACCCAUUUGGCCCCCAAGCCUUGGCAUCUCUCAACAGUGCCAGUAUGAACACCAGCCUAAAGACGCUCAGACGAAGGAGCAAGAAGCUUCGUUAAACGGUGUGGACAAAGCCAGAAUUGAGCACGGUCUGAAGCUCACAUCAGCGUACGCACACAAAUUAAAAGGGAGCAGGCAGCCUGAAAUCACCACCUGCCAUUCACGGUCGGCCAUUACCGUCGAUUAUAUCUUUUAUUCUGCGACUCAGGAUGAGUCUGUGAAAACAGAAUGCAGCGUGCCAGCAGAGCGAGGUCUGCAGCUGCUGGCCAGGCUGGCCCUGGUCGGCGAGGCCGAGCUCAGAGAGGUCAACGGCCUGCCCAACGAGCACAACUCCUCCGACCACCUGCCUCUCAUCGCCCAAUUCCGGCUGCACUCGUGAGCCAAACACAUCGUCCCUCUCAAUUACACAGUGGAACCUUCUAAUUAACAUGGUUUACAGCUGAGUGUGAUGAUGACCGGUUUAACACCUGCAAUAAAGUGGACACAGGACGACUGAUUAAAAAAAAAAAAUGGAGAAAAAAGCGAGAUUUGACUCACAUUCCUUCUUUUGCAUGAGCUGGUGGACUCGUGGAUGUUUUUCUGAGACGUUGUGUCGAGUCGUCUCCUCUUGUCCGUUUUCCCCUGUGACAUUUGAAGCAUGAUGGUGCUGGACUUUCUCCUUCAUUGGAACUCAAAGAAAAUGUGCAGUGCACAGUGAACUGUGUUAG
Molecule: messenger RNA, 2271 nt
Organism: Colossoma macropomum (tambaqui)
Lineage: Eukaryota; Metazoa; Chordata; Actinopteri; Characiformes; Serrasalmidae
Gene: angel2
Product: angel homolog 2 (Drosophila)
Exons: 10
Coding region: 324-1943 (539 amino acids)
Biological process (GO): 3'-UTR-mediated mRNA stabilization
Molecular function (GO): 3'-5'-RNA exonuclease activity; mRNA 3'-UTR binding
Source: RefSeq, a predicted model, not a curated record